Nematostella vectensis (starlet sea anemone) is the source of this 2825-nucleotide messenger RNA. RefSeq lists its product as uncharacterized. The record is from RefSeq and is a predicted model, not a curated record. Bases 124 to 1632 code for a protein of 502 amino acids. Lineage: Eukaryota; Metazoa; Cnidaria; Anthozoa; Actiniaria; Edwardsiidae. The transcript is spliced from 8 exons.
GCUGUAGCAGGUGCUUAGAGAGAUCGUGAAGGUUCCUCAAUCAACCAGAACGACACACGAACAAAUGCUCGUAAUCACCGGAAAACAGCGGCGAGGCUUCGAACAAAAAUAUGGGUUCUUGUUAUGAGAUGUGGCUUGUAUGCGUCUAGCACCCUAAGCAACACAAAUGAGGAACUGACAGCCUAUCCCUAUCCACAUCACCUUCAUACUCGCAAAAUGACGAUCAAAAUGGCAUUCUUCAUCCUUCUCACGUGGAUUUUCCUCGCUGUUCUUACGCCGCCAUGUGCUACCACAGGGAAUCCACAAACUAGAGACUUUUAUCGCGAAUUUGAGGAAGACUGGUGCCGAGAGCGCAGAGCGAGAAUGGACUGGAGAUCCAUGUUGAGCUCGUGUCCAGGCCGUGCGCGUCAGUGGGGAGUCGAGAUGUGGCCAGAGUGGGCUGGGACUGCUUCUAAUUACAGUUACAUCUCGUGGAUUGAUCCCAAGCCUUUGGGGCACUACACAAAGAUUCAUAUUCAAACGGUCAGCCAGACUAACAGGAGCAAGCUGAUUGGCGGAGACUCGUGGCGGGCUGUGGUACAUGGUCCCGCGGGCGUUCCCGUACCGAUUUAUGAUCUUGGUAAUGGUACGUACGAAAUGGCGAUCCUUUUCCACGAGCCUGGUGUGUACAGUAUUCGCCUGUACCUUGACUACACGCUAUGCCAUGGACUCAAGAACCCGCCUUAUGACUGGUUUAAAAGGGGCUGCAGACACGGUUCAUUCCAACCCGAGGGAUCCCUAGGCAGCAUCAAGGAUUAUCUUCAGCAACCGUUCAUGCAGGGUGCAGUCAUCAAUGUGACCCUAUCCGAAACAGACAGCACCGCCAGAGAUAAACAGGCACUUCUUGUUCUUAUGGAUGACAGUCGUCGCUCGUGCUCUCAGAACUGUACGCUUCUAUGGGACGGAUAUGGGCGCUGGCUUGGCAAUGACUGGGUCCCAUUUUUAAACGACCCCAGUCCCCCUCGUUCAGGACACACCGCUGGUACGGGUAUACUGUGGGUUUAUGGCGAUUCUAUCAACAGACUCUUGUACGAAUCUAUCCAAGCCAAGCCGUUGUGUACACAGGUAUUCCGCAGCUGCUACUACUCGCCGGUCUGGGUUUACUCUUGGAAGCACACCCCAGCUGUAGAAAUGGAUCUCAGGUAUGGAGGGUAUGAUUUGAACAUCACCAAAGUCCUGGAGGAGCUUCGAAGUGUUGCCAAGGAGCCGGCCAUGGACCAAGACAGCGCUUUGCUCAUCAACACAGGGAUCCAUCUUUUAAAAAGCACGACCUUUAGGAACUAUCAGAAGAUCAUUAAGGGAAUGAUACGCGUACUGAAGAAGAGCUUUCGUGGAAGAGUUGUAUGGAAGACCAUAACAGCACUUGGUAAACAGACUCAUCUAUAUACCGGGUGUGUCAGGAGGUUCCACACAGAACAGAGGAUCCAGUUGUUCAACGCGUACGCCAUGAAAAAAAUGUGCAAAGCUGGUUAUGCUGUCAUAGAUGUGUACCCAAUUAGCCACGCCUAUCCCGAGGGGACAAAUGACGGGGUGCAUUACAACGCGCAUGCGUUCUACCCGGCCGAGUCCGCUCUAUAUACGUACUUUACAUAGGGGGAGAGGAGGGUGUCUACUUUGCAACAGUUAUUCACAUAAGGGGAGGGUAGGGGAUCAGUUUUGUAUAUCUACUUUACAUAGGUGGAGGGUAUCAACCUACUUGUACAAGUUAUCCACAUAGGGGGAGGGUAGGGGAUCAGUUUUGUAUAUCUAAUUUACAUAGGUGGAGGGUAUCAACCUACUUGUACAAGUUAUCCACAUAGGGGGAGGGUAGGGGAUCAGUUUUGUGUAUCUACUUUACAUAGGUGGAGGGUAUCAACCUACUUGUACAAGUUAUCCACAUAGGGGGAGGGUAGGGGAUCAGUUUUGUAUAUCUGCUUUACAUAGUAAGAGGGUAUCAACCUACUUGUACAAGUUAUCCACAUAGGGGGAGGGUAGGGGAUCAGUUUUGUAUAUCUACUUUACAUAGGUGAAAGGUAUCAACCUACUUGUACAAGUUUUCCACAUAGGGGGGAGUGUUGGGGAUCAGUUUUGUAUAUCUGCUUUACAUAGGUGGAGGGUAUUAACCUGCUUAUACGAGUUAUCCACAUAGAGGGGGGGUAGUUGAUCAGUUUUGUAUAUCUGCUUUACAUAGGUGGAGGGUAUCAACCUACUUGUACAAGUUAUGCACAUAGGGGGAGGGAAGAGGAUCAGUAUUGUAUACCUACUUUACAUAGGUGGAGGGUAUCAACCUACUUGUACAAGUUAUUCACAUAGGGGAGGGGUCAAUUUUAUAUACGUACUUAAAAUAAGGGAAAGAGAUCAUAUUUAAAAAUGUAUUCCACAUAGGGGGAGGGGAAGGGUUGAGUUCUAUACAUGUAGUUCACAUAGGGGGGUUGGGGCGCCAUAUUUUAUUAAAGUAAUUUAUAUAGGCAGAGGGAGGGGGGAUAGCCACAUUAAUUUACUUCUAAAUUUACAAUUGGGUGGAAAGGAGGGGCCCCUACCCCUCUACCCCUUAUUUUUUUUAUGUACUUCACAUUUGCAUUAAUGGAGAAGAGGUUCAGAUUGCCUUCAGAUUUAUCCAGGUAUUUUGAGGGGUUUAAAAAGGCCCAAUCUACCCAGCUCCCUCCCCCUCACCGCCCCUCAUACCAAAAGACUGCGAAACAGCAGUUAAACCAGGUCAAGGCGGAGAUAUAUCAUUAUAAUAAUGACACUGCUUUGUUGGUAAGACAAUGCUUACUUAAACAACCAAUAAAAUGUACUUAAAAAGA